CAGUUGUGCUCGAUGCAGAUUUGUUACGUAAUCAGGCUCAAUUAAUAGCACAGUCCUGGUUAUAAAAGUUAGUACAAAGUGAUCAUUUGAGCAUCAUUCGUGCCCUCGUUGGACUCCGAGACAGAGUAAAUUUCCGAAAAUUCAGUUAAGCAGGAACAAAUUAAAUUUCUGAGAAAAAGUGACAUUUCGAAAUCUUUAAGAAUUUAUAAGACAGUCAAAUCUUCCCAAAAAGAAUAACUUUUAAAAAUCUGCAAAGUUCAUAAACACCAAAAAUGCCGACUGAAAUCGCCUCCAGCGUUCUCGACCUCGUCGGAAAUACUCCGCUUCUCGCCCUCGAUCGUUUGUGGCCUGGUCCUGGUCGGAUUUUGGCGAAAUGCGAGUUUCUCAAUCCAUGCGGUUCGAUUAAGGACAGGUCCUCGCUGCACAUGGUGCAGGGUGCCUUGGCCUCGGGAAAACUCGCCCCGCAUGGAAAAGUGAUCGAGGUGACGAGUGGAAACCAAGGGUGUGGAUUGGCCAUGGUUUGCUCCGUGUUGGACCACCCACUCACUAUCACCAUGUCGAAGGGAAAUUCUCCCCAGAGGGCCGAGAUGAUGCGUGGAUUGGGGGCGAAUGUCAUUCUGACGGAUCAGGUCGAAGGUCAACCCGGCAACGUGACCCUGGCCGACGUCCAAGUCGCUACGGACACAGCGAUGGCCAUCAUAGAAAAAACCGGAGCCUACAAUAUCGACCAGUUCAACAACCCCAACAACUCUCAAGCCCAUUACGAUUCUACCGGAAAAGAAAUCUGGCGCCAAACUGGGGGCAAAGUGGACGCCUGGUUAGCCACCGUCGGCACGGCGGGAACUUUUGCCGGAGUGUCGAGAUUUUUAAAGGAGAAAAAUCCUGACGUCGUCUGCGUCGCGGUGGAACCAGAUGGCGCUCAAGUCAUCAAAGGGUGCGCGGUUGAGCGACCGCUGCAUCUUUUGCAAGGUUCUGGCUACGGCGUGGUCCAGCCGCUCUUUAAAUUCGACACGAUGGACUUCACCCUCGGCGUUACGGACAAGGAGGCGGUCGAAUAUAAGCAGCUUUUAGGCAAGAAAGAAGGCAUUUACGUGGGUUACACGUCCGGCGCGAAUGUCGCGGCGGCCGUGAAGCUGCUGAAAUCUGGCAAGUUACCGAAGGACGCGUGGGUCGUGACCGUGUUGAACGAUACGGGGUUGAAAUAUCCAGAAAUCGAGUUUAAUUGGGACAACGAGUGAUAAACAUGCCAUGAAAAUAUUUACUAUUUUUUCAUGCUCUUCUUUCAUAGAUUGUAUUGUAAUUUUAGACAUCUUUUUACUGCAAUAUCUAACUAAUAAAUAAUAAUCUAAAUGAUAAUUUGUGUGUGCAUUGAACAUUUUUGAAUUUUGGAGGACGAGUAAUAAAUACGAAACAUAUUUAUUAGAAAUUUG
Molecule: messenger RNA, 1430 nt
Organism: Folsomia candida
Lineage: Eukaryota; Metazoa; Arthropoda; Collembola; Entomobryomorpha; Isotomidae
Product: putative inactive cysteine synthase 2
Exons: 2
Coding region: 273-1238 (321 amino acids)
Cellular component (GO): cytoplasm
Source: RefSeq, a predicted model, not a curated record